Messenger RNA from Aplosporella prunicola CBS 121167, 920 nucleotides. RefSeq lists its product as uncharacterized. The coding region runs from base 258 to 884 and encodes 208 amino acids. The record is from RefSeq and is a predicted model, not a curated record. The transcript has a single exon. Lineage: Eukaryota; Fungi; Ascomycota; Dothideomycetes; Botryosphaeriales; Aplosporellaceae.
GUUUCGCAAACUGGUUGAGGUUGUGGUUGUGGUGGGUAUGGUAGCAGCGGCGGCGGCGGCGGCGGCGGCGGCAGCAGUGCUUUAUACACCCGUGACCCGCCCCCCGAGGCGCAGACAACGACAACGACAGAGCGCGCGCGCCGGCCCUACGAGCUACGAGCUACGAGCUACGAGCUGCCGCCCCUGCCACCUAUGCCAUGCCGCUUAGAGUUGGAACGUGCACGUAACGCAAGGGGCGCUCGGUAGGUGCAUUGUUGAUGCUUGGGCGGGCACAGGAGCGCGUCAAUAGCCUGUCGGCUGGCUGGUGCUUUGUGCGCUUUUUUGUUCGUUCUCUCUCCCUCUCUCUUUCUCCUCCUCUUUCUCCUCCUCUCUCUUUCUCUUCCUCUUUCUCCUCCUCUUUCGCUUAUCUCCUUCGUCCCUCGCCGCGGGCACGAGGCACUCGCCCAUCCCUCGCCCUUGGGGCCCGCAGCCAGUGCCACUUAGCCCGCCAUCUCGCCAUCCCCCGCCCUGUCUGGACACAAGCACCCCAUGUCCAAGCCAAACCUCUCAUCAGCAGCAAAAGCAACGCCAGCGCGUGUCGUGCCGUUUGCUAUUGCUGCUGCUGCUGCAGUGUCCUCCUACCUAGCGAAGGUGCUGGGCCGAGGACGGCGCCCAGCGCACAUCGCCAAAGAGUGACGGGAGUGUGUGAGGACCUAUGUAGGUAUGGCCGGCUGGCGGGCGGGCGCUGUUGCGGCGGUCUCGUCUUCUUCUUCUACUUUUUCUGCUUCUUCGGCAGCAGCAUCAGCAGCAGCAGCAUGUCACCAUGCGGAAAAACCCCGUCCGCACGCACGCACGCACGCACGCACAUACGUACGCUCUCCGUCCGCGGAACCACGGCGCAGUAGGUAGAGUAGCUGCCGUGCUGCUGCCCCCUGCACCAA